ACCGGCCAUUAUUACAUGUUUUCCGUGAUUUUUCCCAGUCCCUCAGGCAAAUGGUGUAGUCAAUUAUUGUCAAUUCAUCAUCCUACCAUUCGACACAAUAUAGGCCGGAUACUGAAGUUUUUGAUGAAACUGAGCCAUGAGACAGUGACCAUUGAAUUAAAAAAUGGAACCCAGGUUCACGGAACAAUAACUGGAGUGGAUGUUGCUAUGAAUACUCAUUUGAAAGCUGUGAAAAUGACUGUCAAAAAUAGAGACCCAGUACAAUUAGAAACUUUAAGUAUUCGUGGCAACAACAUUCGCUAUUACAUUCUCCCAGAUUCACUUCCAUUGGAAACACUUCUCAUUGACGACACUCCAAAGGCCAAGGCAAAGAAGAAGGAAGCUGCACGAGGUGCCAGCCGAGGUCGGGGACGAGGACGAGCCAGAGGAAGGGGUCGUGGAAGAGGUAGAGGGAGACGAUGAAGAGGUUCCUGCUUGUUUAGUGUGUGGUAUACUGCAGUUCUGCAACAGUUGGCUUACUGCAGUCAUGAACAAAUGACUUUGCAUUUUGUCUUGUGCUAUAUGGACACACAUAUGGAGAACAGAAUUAAAGCUGUUACUAAAAUGUGUAUUGGAUUUAGGAGUAUGUUACAAUUACUGUGAUGAACUUUUUAGUGUGGCUGUAACAGCACUGUAGUUUCCAGACUUUUGAUCAGCACUUUAUAUAAAGUUCAUAACAAAUCCUG
This is a messenger RNA of Cryptotermes secundus, 725 nucleotides long. RefSeq names its product small nuclear ribonucleoprotein Sm D1 (gene SmD1). The record is from RefSeq and is a predicted model, not a curated record. Gene Ontology annotation, cellular component: SMN-Sm protein complex; pICln-Sm protein complex; U5 snRNP. Gene Ontology annotation, biological process: spliceosomal snRNP assembly; RNA processing. The transcript is spliced from 4 exons. Gene Ontology annotation, molecular function: RNA binding. Lineage: Eukaryota; Metazoa; Arthropoda; Insecta; Blattodea; Kalotermitidae. Bases 16 to 462 code for a protein of 148 amino acids.